UUAAAUCGAGAUUUCUCUAAACUUAGGGUUAGGGUUAGGGUUAGGGUUCUUGAUCCAAAUGCGCCCGAAUUGCUGCCACGUAUCCCUGGCCUUCGUGCUUAAGUUCCUCAACUUCCUCCAAGCCUUCGUCGGCGUCUCGAUCCUAAUCUACUCGGCGUGGAUGCUUGAUCCGUGGAAUCAACACAUUCCGGUCUUCCCUCCGCCCUCGGCUCCCUCCCCGGACUCCUUGAGCUCCGGCGCCGGCGCGGUCUCCGAUCAGGUCAAUUUCGGAGUCCAGCUGGUGUCUGGGUUGGAUGAAGGCUUGGGGUUUCAACUGAACGCCUUGAACCUCCCUGCUCCUUGGUUCAUCUACUGUUUUAUGGGAGUGGGGGCUUUGCUCCUUUGCAUUACUUUCAUAGGCUGUAUGAUCAACGGCUGCUGCCUGUGUUUCUACAGUCUGCUCAUAACAAUACUAACUUUAGCGGAAGCAGCUCUGGUAGCUUUCAUAGCAAUUGAUCGCCAUUGGGACAAGGAUAUUCCAGUUGACACAACUGGGGAAAUUGAGAGUCUGCGAUCUUUCAUUGAAAAGAACAUUGACAUAUGUAAGUGGGUUGGGAUAGCUGUUGUUGUAGUACAGACUUUAUCUCUGCUAAUUGCAAUCAUUCUACGAGGCAUGAUAUCUACUCGUAACACUGACUAUGAUGUUGAAGAUGAGUAUGGUGCUCGGAGUAGAACCUGGGAGCCCCUGCUAAAUCAACAGUCAAUCCAAGCAUCUGCAUCAAGCAAGGGUGACGGUAGAGGCACUCACUCUGACAUUUGGAGCUCACGAAUAAGAGAUAAGUAUGGAUUGAGCACUGGUGAUAAAUACAAUUCCGUAAAUCAGAAUGCAUCAAUGAGUAUGAAAUCCAGGCAGUGAAGACAGAGAAAGGUUUUUCAUUGAUAUUUGACUGUAUAUCAUCAUUCUCUCAUCUCCAAAUGCUUUCUGCAUGCUAUCAUUUCUAAAUUUGGUAUCUAAUACAUAUGGACAUGACACUGGUGUAUGUGUAUAUACAAAGUUCUCAAAAGUGUGUUAGUCUAUUGCCUGCUUUGCCUGGUAUCAAUUUGUAUAUGUGUUCAGUACGAUAUUAUGAUAAUAGUAGAAAGGUUUUGAUAUAUUGUUUGUGAC
This is a messenger RNA of Argentina anserina (silverweed cinquefoil), 1144 nucleotides long. RefSeq names its product tetraspanin-18. NCBI's taxonomy places the organism in Eukaryota, Viridiplantae, Streptophyta, Magnoliopsida, Rosales, Rosaceae. The record is from RefSeq and is a predicted model, not a curated record.